GAGUGGUGGAGGGUUCUUCGCACUGUGUGGGAUAUCUUUAUCUGAAUAUUGAUUUCUAUCAUGGCAAGAUACCAAGGCGCUGCCAAAGGUGGUAUAAGUGGUGACCCCAAAAAAGCUGCUACCGAAAGUGCCGACUUUCCCAUUCUUUGCGAAAGUUGUUUAGGUCCUAACCCUUACAUCCGAAUGUUGAAGGACUCCAUGGGUGCUGAAUGUCAAAUAUGUACCCGUCCUUUUACUUGUUUUCGUUGGAAACCUGGUGGAGCUGGAACUCGGUAUAAGAAAACGGAAAUAUGUCAAACCUGUGCCCGUUUGAAAAACGUUUGUCAAACUUGUUUAUUCGAUUUGCGGUACGGGUUGCCCGUUCAAGUUAGAGACCAAGCGAUAGCAGAAGGUGAUAGACUGGCAACGUUGGUUCCCAAGUCGGAUAUCAACCGAGAAUACUUUGCAGAACAAGCAGACCGCCUAGUAGCCACUGGAAAUGUAGAGGCGGUCUAUCAACAGCCUGCAACUAACCCUAUCGUUGAAAAGCUAGCUAGAAAAGAACCAAGGUAUCAUAGAAACUUGUCACAUGUUUGUUCGUUUUAUCAAAAAGGAGAAUGCAAAAGAGGAGCUUUAUGUCCUUACAGGCAUGAAAGAGCUCCCGAUGAUGAACAACUGACGACACAAGGUAUCAAAAACAGAUAUUAUGGAGUAAAUGAUCCCUUGGCUGAGAAAAUGUUGAGAAGAUUGGGAGAAAAAACGAGUUUUCCUGAACCACCGACAGACCCGAAAGCAAAGACAUUGUUUGUUGGUGGAGUUGGUUCUUUGGUUUCCUAUGAAGAGAUUGCACAAUUAUUCGAAAAGUAUGGUGAAAUAGAAAAUAUUAAAGUCAUUCGUGAAAAGAGUAUUGCAUUUAUCGAAUUUAAGGAACGCAUUGCGGCAGAAAGGACAAUGGAAACGUUAUAUGGAAAAGUUCAUCUUGGAGGACAGAAAGUUUUCCUUAAUUGGGCUAAGCCUCAUGAAGAGAACGAUAAUCUAAAUGAUCCUUCUACUAUGUUACCAGAUAACUAUUCGGUAAAAAAUAAGACAACUGAGAAUGAUAACCUUUCAGAGGCACUCAAGGACACUCAGAAUAAUUCUCCAGAAGAGGUGCAACGAGUAGACUCUAAUAAAAACAAGUGACGACAACACAUACGAUGGCUCUUCCUUAUGA
Molecule: messenger RNA, 1192 nt
Organism: Galdieria sulphuraria
Lineage: Eukaryota; Rhodophyta; Bangiophyceae; Galdieriales; Galdieriaceae
Product: pre-mRNA-splicing factor RBM22/SLT11
Exons: 2
Coding region: 61-1161 (366 amino acids)
Cellular component (GO): U2-type catalytic step 2 spliceosome; Prp19 complex; U2-type catalytic step 1 spliceosome
Molecular function (GO): metal ion binding; pre-mRNA binding; U6 snRNA binding
Source: RefSeq, a predicted model, not a curated record